AUGUCUUCAUCUGUUCCAUACGACCCAUAUAUUCCAAACCAGGACUCGUCCGAGCAGUCGAACUCCCGGACUGCAGCCAUUCAGGCGCAAAUCGAUGAUACCGUUGGUAUCAUGAGAGAUAAUAUCAAUAAGGUUGCCGAACGUGGAGAACGUUUGGAUUCAAUCGAAAACAAAACAGAUAACUUGGCUAUUUCUGCCCAAGGGUUCCGUCGUGGUGCUAACAGAGUCCGUAAGGACAUGUGGUGGAAAGACAUGAAGAUGAGAAUGUGUAUUAUUUUGGGGGUAGUGAUUGUUUUGAUUGUGAUCAUUGUUCCAAUUGCAGUUCAUUUCAAGUAA
This is a messenger RNA of [Candida] anglica, 336 nucleotides long. The record is from the annotation of a GenBank genome assembly. NCBI's taxonomy places the organism in Eukaryota, Fungi, Ascomycota, Pichiomycetes, Serinales, Debaryomycetaceae.